GUUUAAAUCAAUACUUUCCCGCGGUUAUUUCAGCCUCACCUGAGAUUUUGGUUUACCUGUCAACAAAUUUAAACACACGAUUUUCAAUUGAACCAUAAUAAUACUUUUAAAUGUAAUAUACCCUUAAGACGAACUGACGUCAGAGGAAACAACCAGAAAUAGAUUAUAAGUAGAUAAAUAGAAAUUAUACAAAAGAGAAUCAUGUUUUUGAUCGUUUUUGUGACAUAUUUUGCAUGCUGAUUAUGAGAAGGUUGAUUGUGCUGUUUGCAGCAUGUCUAUGUUUACUGAACGCCCUCCCACUCAAUGCUGAUGAUGGACAUUACGUAAACCAGUUCCUUGUUGAACUACACAAGAGAUCCACAUUAGACGAUCUGCUAGCGGAUCAUGGAUUUGAAGUUGAAGAAGAUUUGCCAUCGCUGGGGUUUGUAGUUUUACGUCACAAAGAAGUCAGCCAUAGAUCUAAAAGAAGUGCUGUUGAUCAUGUAAACAAACUCAGGACAGAUUAUAGGGUGAAAUUAGCAGAGCAGCAAAAAGAACUGACAAGAGUUAAAAGGGAUAUAAUCCAUGACAAACAAGUAGAACUGCCAUUUAAACAUAUCACAGAUAACUCUAUCUACUACCGAUCGGAACCAUCAAGGCUCAUUCGUAAAGAUGGAAUUCCUAAUCCAGAGAUCAAAUUUAAUGAUCCUUUUUAUAAAGAUCAAUGGUAUUGUCACAAUGAUGGUCAGACAGGUGGAGAAGUAGACGUAGAUUUAAACGUUGUACUGUCAUGGAAGAAUGGCUACACUGGUGUAAAUAUUACUAUCUGUAUCCUUGACGACGGGAUAGACCAUACACAUCCUGAUAUCAAAGAUAAUUAUAGGCCCGAUCUGAGUGCUGAUAUGAAUGACAAAAGUGACAAUGACCCAAUGCCUGAUGUCUCUAACAGUGAUAACAGCCAUGGAACAAGAUGUGCUGGAGAAAUAGUGGGUGCCGCAAAUAACAAUAACUGUGGAGUUGGUAUAGCAUAUGGUGCAGGCAUUGGAGGUAUUAGGAUAUUGGACGGACCUAUCACAGAUGUUUUAGAAGGGAAAGCCUUGGAGUUCAAAAGACAACAUAUUGAUAUAUACAGUGCUUCAUGGGGUCCAAGGGAUAAUGGGGCUACAACAGAGGCACCAGGAGCUGCAACAAUAAGAGCAAUAGAAAAGGGUGUAAGGGAGGGUCGUGGAGGAAAAGGUAACAUAUUUGUAUGGGCGUCUGGUAACGGUGGCGGUAACGAUGACGAUUGUAACUGUGACGGGUAUGUAGGGAUGCCAGAAACUAUAUCUAUAGGGAGUAUUACUGAUAGAGGUGGAACUCCAUACUUUAUGGAGAAAUGUCCUUCAACUUUUGCCGUUGUGCCUAGCGGAGGAGAGGAACACAUUGGAGAAGACGGGAGCAGAACUAAAAUCAGAGUUGUAACAACAGACAUUGGAGGGGGAUGUAUAGAAAACUUUGAAGGAACGUCAGCUGCUGCACCACUUGCUGCCGGAGCAUUAGCCCUGGUACUGGAAGCCAAUAAUGAUUUGACAUGGCGGGAUGUUCAACACAUUAUUGCCAAGGGAAGUAGAAUUCCCUCAGUAACAGACGACUGGGAGGUCAAUGGUGCUGGCUAUCAUCGUAGUCACAGCUUUGGAUUUGGUGUGAUGGACGUAUCUUUGAUGGUUCAGAUGGCUAUUGGAUGGAAGAAUGUACCAGAGGCUGGCAAAUGUAAUUCAUCAGACCAUGUGGUCAACAAAGAUGUGCCUGCAGAUGGAUGUAUCGUAGAGCAUGUUGAUAUGUCUUUUUGUCAGGACAACCACAACACACAUAUUGAACAUUUAGAACACACCAUGUUAUGGGUUGACAUUGAAUCAGGGAGACGUGGGGAUGUCAGCAUCACCUUGACCUCACCGUUUGGUACCGUAUCACAGAUGUUGUCAACCAGGAAGGAAGAUAACAGCGGUGAUGGACUCAAUUUCCGAUUGAUGACGCUCAAUAAUUGGGGAGAAAAUAUUGUCGGAGAAAAACUAUGGAAAAUAGAAGUCUGCGACAAUGGGAAAGAAAGUGCUAACAAUAAUAUGAAGUUAAAUAGCUAUUCUUUGAUUGCUUUGGGAACAUCAGACAGUCCAAACAAACGUAGCACAGAUUCAUUUGAACCAAGCAAAGCAGCAGUGGCAGAAAUGAAAGAAUUAGAACUCAAAAGAGGAAAACGUUUAGAUAUGAAAAGACACACAGAAGGGUUCCAGAAGAAUACUGACAAAAACACUGAAAAGAAAGAUGUAAAGAAUGAAAAAAAGGAAGAAGAACAGAAAUAUUUGAAGGACGUUAUUCAUGACAUGUCUUCUUAUCUACAGGAGAAAGGCUUUGAUGAAAACCAUGUCAUUGAUAUUUUGAAUCAUGGGAUGUCAUACAGUUCAAAGGUCAGAAAAGAUCAACAGAACAGCAGACGAGGACUAAGUCGGAGAACAUUUGGGGAGGAAGACAUUGAUCAUGAUAAAUUCAUUGACGGAAUGUCAAAAGCUGUUAACAAUAUCUUUGAUGAACGAGAAAAAGAAAGAAGAGAGCUGGCUGUGAGGGAAAAACUAGCUGCAAGAGCAAAAGAAAGAAGAGAAAAGGUUGAGGAGAAAAAGAAGGAACAAGCUGAACAAGAGAAAGAGAAGAGAGAGGAAAUAGCUGAAAAAGAAAGAGAAAUACAGGAACAAGAAAAGCGAGAGAAAGAAACACGAGAAGAAUUUGCUGAGAGAUACUUGGAUGAGUUCUUAGAGAAGCCUGGAGAUGCAACGGUUGAUAUUGAAGAGGUUAUCCGGGAUCUUAGAAAAAUUCUUCAAAAUAGGAAAUAGAUACACUGAUGAAUACUUUAAUACUCAAUUUCAACAAAAUUAAGGGUAAAGGGUUUUAUUAUUAUCACUUUAAAUUAUGUUUAAUGGGUCUUAUAUCUGUAUGGAAGUAAUAUUGAAACUAAGUGAUUCUUUCUUUACUGUUGUGACAAUUUAAAUAUUACCAAUACUCUCAGAUUCUAUACAUGAAGACUCUAAAUGCUGCGUCUUUCUUCUGUUUCAGAUCUUUUAAAAGAUUUUACUCAUAUUUUGUUCCUAUUUCUAAUUAUUUUGAUAUUUGAUCAUUUUUAAACUACAGCAAAACAGGGGAGAUAAUUCAUGAUUGUUUUUCAUCAAACUAAAAUUGAAUAUUGAGAAAAGAAUAAUAUCUUUCAUUAUCUGCUCCAUUAUAAUUAUCUUUUGAAUAUAUAAGAAGGAUCUCAGAAUUCCAAAAUAUUUAUGUGAAAAGGAUAUAUUUUUGUCAUGUUGUGGCAAAACAACUUCUAUGGUUGUGAAAAAAGUCAGAAUUUUUUUUUGAACUUUGCACUCAUUUCUUUAAAGGUUGUACAGUUUUUGAUCACAACUAAGUGUCAAACUAUAAUUUCAUUAAAACAUUAUUGAAACAUUAAAAAACAUUGCCAUUGUAUCGUAUGUCUUACAAAACUUCAGAUAGAAUUGUACAGGUUCUUAUCACUCAUGAGAACUUUUAAGUCUUAUUUUUUAAAUGAAUAUACUAUUUUUGAACUCUCACAAGCCUGUAUUUGUUUAAAUGUUCAGGUCAUAACAGCCCUUUCUUUGAGAAUAUGCUGUAUGAUUUUUAAACAUUCACAAGUCAAAAAGGAGUUAUGCAAAUUUACAUCAAUCAUAAUGCCAAACUCCUUUUGUUGAUUAUUGAAGACUCAAAAGUCUAAUCUAAAUUUUCAUAUCAACAAAUUUUAAUACAUAUUUAUGAUUUUUUUCUUAGAUGCAAUCAUAAAAUGUUUGAAUGAAAUUUCUAUAUCAAUCCUGAAAAAGAAAUGAGAUAUUUGCAUGAUUAUGAGAAUUCUGUUAUGGAAAAAAUCAAAAUGAUCUUUUGUCUGUAAAAUUCUAAAAAUUAUAUAAUACCAGGAGGCAAAUAGUAUUGUUAAAGUUAGUAAUUUAACAUUUUGAACUUAAAUUGAAAGAAGUCUUGCUUGAAUAUAUUUUCUAUAUUUUUUUAUAUUGCUAGAAAUAUACAAAACCAUUGUUGUGAAACAUUAUCUUUGCUAUUUAUUGUGCAAUUUGUUAUUUGAACCAAAAACAAAUGACUGUCCAUUCCACUGGCAGUCAUUACUGAACCAUUAUGACUGUUCACAACUUCACAGGAUUGGGCUUUCCUCAACUGUCUUAGUCUUUCUCAAGAUUUUUAAGAUUUUAUUUAAACACUCAACAUUUAUCUAGUCUUAGUUGCAGACCCUACUUUAUGAGCAUUGAUUCACAUACCACAUUUUUUGACAGUUCCAAAAAAUUACCUUUGAUAAAUUAGUCAUUAAUAGUUGUGAACAGUCGUUAUGCAACUUAAAAGGACUGCCACUUGAAUGAACAGUCAUUUUCUAGUUCAAAGUAUCUUAUAUUAUGAAAUCCCUCUUUGAAGUUAUUUGUUGUUACAGGUAGAUCUGCAAUAUUUUAUUACUGUUUUUGUAAUAUUUUAUAUUUUUGAUUUAUAUAUGAAAUCCACCUAUGUUACUUUAAAAACUUUUUUAUAUAUUUGAUUAACAGAUUUACACCAUUUGUACAUUUGAAAUCCAUCUGAGUUACCAUAAAAUUAUUUUAUAUGUUUGUUAAGAUAUUUAAGUAAUAACUAGCCAAUCAAAUUAUAGAGCAGGAGUCUGCAUGAAAAUGCAUCUUUUAGCAAGUUUAUGUACAAAUCUCUUUUUGUAUGAAAAUAAAAACUAUUUCUUGAA
This is a messenger RNA of Mytilus trossulus (common blue mussel), 4738 nucleotides long. RefSeq names its product PC3-like endoprotease variant B. Bases 234 to 2840 code for a protein of 868 amino acids. Gene Ontology annotation, cellular component: membrane; neuron projection. The record is from RefSeq and is a predicted model, not a curated record. The transcript is spliced from 13 exons. Gene Ontology annotation, biological process: peptide hormone processing. Gene Ontology annotation, molecular function: serine-type endopeptidase activity. NCBI's taxonomy places the organism in Eukaryota, Metazoa, Mollusca, Bivalvia, Mytilida, Mytilidae.